CUCUAGAAGCCCACGGAUCACAUAGUGUUGGAAUUCUGAGGAACAGACUGUGCAAAAGAGAAUGAAUCUUUGCCUUUGAUUUCUAAACACCAUGAACACUCUCAACUGCAGAUGAACUGAAGCACAACUAUGGUCACACUUUUGAGAGGAAUCGCUGGACUACAGGCAUGUGACAGCCGCUAAGGUGGAGGUGGCUGGGUGAAAGAUGACUUUACUGGCAGGGGAUGGUUCUGAUUACGACUACAGUGCUCUAAGUUGCACCUCUGACACCUCUCUGAACCCUCCACCAAUCCAGGAACAAGAGGCCCUAAAGGGCGUCUAUUAUAAACGUGCACAACGACUCCCUGUAACUAACCCCAACACUGGCACUGAUGCAGCUCAUCCUGACGGCAACCUGCUGUCAAGCGCCCAGCGGCUGCAUGUCAUCAUCAACGUUGGCGGCCUCCGGUACCAGCUUCCCUGGACCACUCUGGAGGACUUUCCUCUCUCACGGCUGGGCCAGUUGCGCCUAUGCAGCAACUUUGACGAGAUCAUGCGGGUAUGCGACGACUACGACGUCAUCCACAAUGAAUUCUUCUUUGAUCGCAGUCCCUGUGCCUUUCGGACCAUCCUUACCUUCCUGCGUGCUGGGAAACUGCGUUCUCUCCGUGAAAUGUGCGCCCUGUCGUUUCAAGAAGAGCUGCUUUACUGGGGUGUUCCGGAAGAAAGCUUGGAAUGGUGUUGCCGUCGACGCCUCCUGCAGCGUGUGGAGGAGUGUGAUGAGCUAGAGCGGGAAGCAGAAGAGGAUGAGGAGGAAGGGGAUGACAGUGAAACUGGCUUGGCCAGGGAGUCCCGGCUAGGCCGCUGUAUGGGAAAACUAAGAGACAUGGUGGAGAAGCCUCACUCUGGCCUGCCAGGAAAGAUCUUCGCCUGCCUAUCAGUCCUGUUUGUCACUAUAACAGCUAUCAACCUAUCCAUAAGCACCAUGCCUGCUAUGAGAGAGGAAGAGGAGACUGGCAAAUGCUCUCAGAUGUGCUACAACAUAUUCAUAGUUGAGACAGUGUGUGUGGCCUGGUUCUCUCUGGAGUUCACUCUGCGCUUCAUCCAAGACCGCAGCAAACUGGCCUUCCUUCGGCAACCCCUCAACAUGAUCGAUGUCAUCGCCAUUCUGCCCUACUACAUCACACUAGUGGUGGACAGCACCUCCACGGGGGAGAAACGUCUGGGCUCGGGAAGCAGUUACCUGGACAAAGUGGGCCUCGUGCUGCGCGUACUGCGUGCGCUGCGCAUCCUGUACGUGAUGCGCCUCGCGCGGCAUUCUCUCGGACUCCAGACACUUGGUUUGACCGCGCGCAGGUGCACGCGCGAGUUCGGCUUGCUCCUUCUCUUCCUUUGCGUUGCUAUAGCGCUUUUCUCGCCGCUGCUCUACCUGAUUGAGAACGAGGCUGCGGUCACGCAAGAGUUCAGUAGCAUACCUGCAACGUAUUGGUGGGCUGUUAUCACCAUGACAACUGUCGGUUACGGCGACAUGGUGCCACGCAGCAUCCCCGGACAGAUGGUCGCGCUCAGCAGCAUCCUCAGCGGGAUUUUACUCAUGGCGUUUCCCGUCACCUCCAUCUUCCACACAUUCUCACGGUCCUACGUGGAGCUCAAACAGGAGCAGCAGCGACUGCUGCAGCGGAGAACUCACUUUCUACUGCGCAGCCGCAUUGCGGGUCUCGGCAGCAACCUGUCGUUGGAGAGUGACGUGCUUUUCCCAAGCGUCUCGUCCGACAGCAGAAACCGAGAGGAAUAAUAAAGUAACAGUGUGUUGUUCACAAAACUAUGAUCCAAAUCCACGGAGAACGCAAAUGGACACGGAAUAAUAAGCAGCUGUUUUGAUCUCUUGAAUGUUUGUUGACAUAUUGUCCGUCAAAUGUCCAUUUAAAAGAUUUUUAAUGCUCAAUUUCUCUCCUGGUGAUCUACCUCCCAGCAGAGUAUGACAGGCCCUUCAUUUAUUCAUGUGCAGGAUAAAAUGCUUAUUCUUGAUAACAAGAGCGAAGAUUUGUCUUGAACAUUGAUGGCUGCAGUGUGAAGCAUUUACCUAUGUUUCCAUUGAUCAUAGU
This is a messenger RNA of Xyrauchen texanus (razorback sucker), 2084 nucleotides long. RefSeq names its product potassium voltage-gated channel subfamily G member 1-like. The transcript is spliced from 3 exons. The record is from RefSeq and is a predicted model, not a curated record. Lineage: Eukaryota; Metazoa; Chordata; Actinopteri; Cypriniformes; Catostomidae. The coding region runs from base 206 to 1774 and encodes 522 amino acids. Gene Ontology annotation, molecular function: delayed rectifier potassium channel activity. Gene Ontology annotation, biological process: protein homooligomerization; regulation of delayed rectifier potassium channel activity; potassium ion transmembrane transport. Gene Ontology annotation, cellular component: voltage-gated potassium channel complex; membrane.